Messenger RNA from Saprolegnia parasitica CBS 223.65, 915 nucleotides. RefSeq lists its product as hypothetical. The transcript is spliced from 7 exons. Gene Ontology annotation, biological process: inner dynein arm assembly; outer dynein arm assembly; cilium movement. Bases 1 to 915 code for a protein of 304 amino acids. The record is from RefSeq and is a predicted model, not a curated record. Lineage: Eukaryota; Oomycota; Saprolegniomycetes; Saprolegniales; Saprolegniaceae.
AUGCCAUUGACGCCGCAGUACGAGUGGACCCAGACCGCGACGCACCUCUCGCUGACCGUGCCGCUCAAGGGCGCCAGCCGCAAGGACGUCGACUUUUACGUCGCGGACGCGGUGGUCAAGAUCAACUUUAAGCCGUAUGUACUGCUUCUGGACCUUGUCGCGCAUAUUGAGCCGACGAGCGCGGUCGUCAAGAUCCUCGAUGGCGUCAUUCACUUGACCGUCGCCAAGAGCACGCCAGACAUGUGGAAGGAGCUUGUCUUUUCUGGCUCCAAAGCCGACAUUCUAGCGCGGCGACAGGCGUCCAUGGACCGCAAGACUGAGAUGGAACAGCAGUUGGCCGAGAAGCGAAAGGACGCCAAGUACGCGACGGAGAAGAAGACGCUCCGGGAUCAAAUGGCGCUGGAAGAGCACGAGCGGCAGCGCCUCGACGACCUCAAGGCCGACGAAAAGCAGCGCGAAGAGACCGCCAUGUACCGCACCUUCGAGGAGCUCAAAGCGCCGUCAGCGCCCAAGCGAACGAUCGUCCAGCCACCGAUGGAGCCGAUCCUCGAGGCGUCUACCGACGGGACCUUUGACGUUUCCAACAACGACGAGAUCGAGUGGAGCGACACCGAGUCCGAGACCGACAUGGCGCCCUUGACAACUCCGCCGCCCCCCGUCCAAGACGAUGGUUUUAGCAGCAAUAACGUCAACGACGAGGACGACGAGAGCGAUGUGGUGUACGUUCCCGCGCCGCGCGAGACGCUGCAGUCCACCAUCAGCUUUACGCCGCGCGUGUUUCCAACGCCGAGCCGCGAGUCGACGGCCGCGGACGAGGAAGAUUGGCUCGUCAAGAACCGCAAGCAUCUCAAGUCGCACAAGGGCCUAAACGCGAAUUACGCCCAAGAUAUCAGCGAGACCGACCGUACGUUGUAG